AUGUUAUGGGGCGGAAAACCAAAGACCGCUCGAGGAAACAAAUACAUUCUCAUAUUCGAAGACUUGUUCACCCGUUGGAUAGAGUGCAUUCCGAUUGAGCGGACGAACGCGAAGACAAUCCUGCAGCAUCUCAGAGAGCAAGUCUUCUUGCGGUACGGUGCGCCAGAGGUAUUCCUGUCGGACAAUGGCAGAGAGUUCAAAAAUAAGGCCAUUGAUCAAUACCUCAGGGAACAAAGCGUGAGACACGAGUUGACGCCACCUUAUCACCCCCAGGCGAACCCAGUAGAGAGGGUAAACCGCACCAUUAAUAACAUGGUACACGCGCUGAUUGAGGAGAACCAUAAUACAUGGGACGAGCGAUUGAGCGACAUCGCAUUCAGGUAUAAUACCGUACCUCAUUCCUCGACGGGCGUGAGUCCAGCCAUAUUAAUGUAUGGGACUCAGCCGAGGAAACCAUCUGCAGCGAAGCAGGACGCCGCCGCAGAAAAAGAGUUGCAGCAACGCGCGAUCGAUGCAUGA
Nasonia vitripennis (jewel wasp) is the source of this 519-nucleotide messenger RNA. RefSeq lists its product as uncharacterized. NCBI's taxonomy places the organism in Eukaryota, Metazoa, Arthropoda, Insecta, Hymenoptera, Pteromalidae. The coding region runs from base 1 to 519 and encodes 172 amino acids. The record is from RefSeq and is a predicted model, not a curated record. Gene Ontology annotation, biological process: DNA integration. Gene Ontology annotation, molecular function: nucleic acid binding. The transcript has a single exon.